AUGAGUGAACAGAGCCAAUUAGAUGAUUCUACCAUAGACAAACUGAUUCCACAAAUUUUCAACGAGAUGAGAUCUAACCUCAAUAACACAACCAAGAAAUUUCCGAAAAGUACGGGAAAUGAGGCAAGCGAUAAUACUUCGGCCAGCAGCAACUCUAUAAGACCAUCUAACUCAAUCACGACGCAAUCUUUACUCAAAGAAUCGGAAUCGCUAGAUAAAAUAACAGCAAUGAUAAAAAAUGUUACGGCCGCAUUAAGAAAUAACUUACCGGUAUACGUUAAUCAAGUGCAUGAGGUAUGUAAAUCUACGAAUUCCAUAUUGGAUUCUUGGAUCAAUAUUCAUUCUCAAGCUGGUUACAUUCAUAAAUUAAUGAGCGAUCAAAAUUACUUAAAGCUAAUUAAUGACAGACUACACAAUGAAAAUGCAAACACAAAUGAUGAAGAUGGGAGUACUUUACACAACGUGAUCGAAUUGAAAAAGAGGGAGGUCUUGGAUCUGAGACAAAAACUAGAAAACAGGAAGGGAGAAAGGGACGAUGUACCAGCAAAGGCACCGAAUCAAGGCUUAAAUCCAAGGUAUGGCGUGCAAUCUGGUAGAAGGCCCGUUUCUUCUGCUGGAAAUGGAAACAACGGUAGAGUGAGAAAGAUACAUGUUCCUGCCUCAAAGAGGCCCAGUGGUAUACCAAGAGUUACUAACAGGUGGACUAAGCCCACGGCUAGCAGCUCGAGGAAGAUGUUUCGCUAA
Saccharomyces paradoxus is the source of this 744-nucleotide messenger RNA. RefSeq names its product Duo1p (gene DUO1). Gene Ontology annotation, biological process: mitotic cell cycle. The transcript has a single exon. NCBI's taxonomy places the organism in Eukaryota, Fungi, Ascomycota, Saccharomycetes, Saccharomycetales, Saccharomycetaceae. Gene Ontology annotation, cellular component: mitotic spindle; DASH complex. Bases 1 to 744 code for a protein of 247 amino acids. The record is from RefSeq and is a predicted model, not a curated record.